Molecule: messenger RNA, 2015 nt
Organism: Pezoporus occidentalis (night parrot)
Lineage: Eukaryota; Metazoa; Chordata; Aves; Psittaciformes; Psittacidae
Gene: TNFRSF18
Product: TNF receptor superfamily member 18
Exons: 8
Coding region: 1004-1816 (270 amino acids)
Biological process (GO): negative regulation of apoptotic process; positive regulation of cell adhesion
Cellular component (GO): plasma membrane; external side of plasma membrane
Molecular function (GO): protein binding; tumor necrosis factor receptor activity
Source: RefSeq, a predicted model, not a curated record
CACGUUCUGUUACCGUUUCCUGUGUUUCUGAGCUAAUGGAUUGUAGUAACACAUGAUGUAAGGGUGGUAAUUAGGACAGGGAAACUGAUGGCUUCAGUUGCUCCAGGCAAAAAGGGAACUGAAAUGAGGCGAUGUGCAUAAUGUUCAGCUCAUGGCUGGAUGUUGUUAGGGUGGGCAAAAGUAGAAUGCACAGCCUGAUCUGCAGCUAUUUGUAGGAGUUUGUGCUCUGAAGGCAGAGGUGCAAGCUGCCACAUUGGUGCACACCAGUGGGUGGAAGAAUCCACUGGUUCUUCCUUCAGAUCUCAUCCCUAACACUAGAAGUGCUCCUGUGUGGAGCACAAAGGAAGGAGAAGGGGCUUAGGAGAUCUGUAACAUCUUUUACUCUGUUCCAUCACAGUGUGUUAUGUUUCGGCCUUGAUUUGUUCUGAGCUUUGUAUGGGUAUGGGCAGGUAUGGCUGGAAGAUAGUCCUUUCUUCUGCUUUUGGAGUGGUUCUGUGCUUCUCUUCCUUUGCUGAAAGAAGGAGAAGAAGCCCAUCUUCUCCAAGUCUCUUGAUACAGUGAGGCUGCAUGCUCAGAACUCUGAGACUCAUUUAUUGGAGACAAUUACAAAAGAUUAAGACCUUCUCACCCAAAACUGAGGAACUAGAGCUUGGCAUGGAAGCAACCCUUGGUUCAAAUACUAGCACAACCCCUUACAGAGUCUUUCUUCAAAGACACAGUUUGGGUGUUUCUUUUUAGUGAUAAGUGGGGACUCUGAACCCUGAGGCGUUUCUGAACACCUCAGCUCCAUGUUCUUCUCUUUGCCUUUUUGAGGCUCUGCUGUGUCUUCCUGUCCAUGCAAAGGAGAAGGCACUUCAAGAUACAUGUACUCAAACAACCCUGAAGACCACAUUGCUUUCAGUGGCCUUUUAAUCCUUGGGAUUAUAAUGUUGAACACAGGCAGCAGCAUGGAACCUGCCAGCAGUGAUACACAUCACACACAGGACUGAAUGAGAAGAUUGACAUGAAAUGUCACUACCUUACGUCAGAGACAGCUCAAGGUAUGGCUGAGCAGACAAGUGAUCAUCUCAAGGUUCGAGCUUGCUUGCUGGUGCUGAUGUGCCUAUGGCAGUGGACACAGCAAAUUCUGGCAACAGCGUGCGGUGAUGGUGAACUGCGAGUCAUCAGUAAAGGUGAAAAGAAAUGCUGCCCCAAAUGCACCUCGAACACAGGAGGCAACAGUACGUGUCAAAAUACCCAGGACCAUGACUGCAGAUGUCGUCAGGGAUACAGCUGUGUUGACAGUGCAUGUCUCUACUGCCAGAAACUGCCUGAGUGUGCAGCGGGCGAGGAGCUGGUGAAGCUUGGCAAUGUAGACUUCACAUUCAGAUGUAAACCAUGUGAGAUGGGAACCUAUUCUAGUGUGAAGAAUGGCUGGUGCCGUAACUGGACUGAUUGUGAAAGCUCUGGGUUUCUAACAGUCAAGCAAGGGAACAGUACACAUAAUGCAAUAUGUGGUCUGCUUCCUAAGGAGCUGGAACAAGGUCUCAUUACAAUUGACUCCCUCUCUACCACCAUCCUGGCCAUCCUGACUGCAGUGGCUCUGUUUGUUCUCAUCUUGCUGACCUUCAUCUUGCAUUUCUGCAUAUGGUCACUGAAGAAAGAAAAAUACCACGCAGCUGAUGAUCUGGAACAUAUCUUCCCUAAGCAGCCAAUGGCUCCACAACGGUCCCACCAGAGAGAAGAGACUUACAGCUGCCAGCUUCCAGAAGAAGAACAUGGAGACAAAACACCAGAAGAAAAGCACUGCUACUUCCACCCUCAGAGUCUGCAGUGAAACAGAUGAAUUGCAAUGUGCUGUGAGAAGGGGAAGCUGAGCUCAGCUUUUCCAAAGAGAAGGGAGGGUCUGGGUGCAUAAAGCAUCCUCAUAUACAUAGCAAUAAGGAAUGGGCUUGGGAGAGUUUUGCUGUGUUUCCUCUCAACAAACCUAGUGUUUAGAAGCAAAAGGAACCUGCUCAGGCUGACAUUCAGUUCAA